Schizophyllum commune H4-8 is the source of this 1655-nucleotide messenger RNA. RefSeq lists its product as uncharacterized. The record is from RefSeq and is a predicted model, not a curated record. The coding region runs from base 477 to 1655 and encodes 392 amino acids. NCBI's taxonomy places the organism in Eukaryota, Fungi, Basidiomycota, Agaricomycetes, Agaricales, Schizophyllaceae. The transcript is spliced from 11 exons.
GGCAGAUACAUGUUUAUAUUUACCAGAUACACGCCCUCGAGUGGAGAGCAUAUUUGGGCCACUGCUGCGCCCAUCAGCUCCUUCGACAAUUACCUGCCUUCGCGUCCCAAGUUAAGGUGGAAUCGGACCGCCGUCCCGCCCCCUCCCUUCCGGAUUAUUCUUUUCUGCCCCCGCCGAACUAUAUUUCGCCCUCCGUCUAUUCCCAACUGAGGUGAUCGGCGCGGAGAUGCGCAAGCGAUUGCCAAGAAUUUGCCUGUCGAGGCAUGGGCUGACCGUGUCUGCGCAGUCGUUGACGGCACUGCCAGAUGUAGGCUGUGCAGACCCAAGAUACUUCUCCAUCUAGCUGCGGAUAUGCAUCGUGGGUGUCUUGGUGGUGGUUUAUAUUCUCUUGGGGUGCGUCCUCGAGAUGUCAGAGAUUGCUCACGUUUCCUCCUUGUACAGACUCGCUACGCCGUCCAGCUCCUCCCUCCACUGACAUGUAUACCGCGCGCUUCUUUGUGUGCAUUGUGGUGUACGCCACAGCGGUGUUAGCCACUUGCAGGAUAGAAUAUCCUGGUGGCGUUGAAUAUUGGUGGGUGUCCUCCAGACCAAACGUUGUAGGAUGGUCAUGCGAGGCGGACGCGCCGGCGGAAUACUAUGAUUUAGUGCCUUCCGCAUCCCGUCUUCACAAUUACGACACUUCUCUCCUCGCGAAGCCCACGACGGUGGCGCACAACGUUUCGCAUCGAGACUGCGUGAAGGUCAUCAACGACCUGCCUGACAACUUGACGGAGGGAAGAGGUUACUACCUCCAGUUGGCUGAUGCGAACCUCGCGACGGUUUACGCCGUGUCCGAACCGUUUGAGAUCAAGUCGAGGGACGCAGGCUACCCUUCAACAUGCAUGAACUCUACGACCACACCCCCGCGACCGACCGCAUCCCCCACAUGCGCUUUCCCGACGCCGUCAUCCACCCUCCUUCCUUCGACGCCAACAUCCGCCCACAUUCCCCCAAUCUCAACGCCGUCUACACCGUCCGCCAACCUCGUCGCAGGACAUGCGGACUUCGAACAUGGGGAAAGGAGGUCGCCAAUCUGGGACAUGCCUGACUGGCUGGCGUUCUUCUGUCUAGGGGGCCUUGCUGCGAGCGCUUCGCGUGACUGCGUUCAGUCGGACACCACUGUGAAGCGCUACUUUGUGCAGCGGCUCAUCCACGCUGGCUGGUACUCUUUGUGCGUCUUUGCCGCGACCGCCUCUGCCACCUUUUCGAUCGAAAAUCCCGGCGGGGAUGACUCUUGGUGGGUUGCAGAUAAUCAGAAUAUCGUGCAAUGGACUUGCAACGACGAAGCACCAGAUAGCUACUAUAAUAUCGUAAUCCUCAACAAUGAUACCUCCCUCCUCGCCGAAGCAUCCACCGUCGCCACGAACGUCUCGAACUGGGAUUGCUCGGAACUCAUCGAGUCCUCGCAGUCUAACUACACGGCUGGCACGGGCUACUACAUCGAGCUGACCUCUGUCGACGGCGCUAGCGUCUACGCUACCUCAGACUCCUUUGAGAUCAAGGCAUCCGGAUCGACGUACCCCUCGUCGAGUGACUUCCACCUCUUCUCGGGCCUCCUCUACGCACACGACCUCGACCGGGACAACGACGAAGUCGAGCGGUACGGCCUCGACUAG